Molecule: messenger RNA, 10070 nt
Organism: Parus major (Great Tit)
Lineage: Eukaryota; Metazoa; Chordata; Aves; Passeriformes; Paridae
Gene: TRPM1
Product: transient receptor potential cation channel subfamily M member 1
Exons: 29
Coding region: 4463-9346 (1627 amino acids)
Biological process (GO): protein tetramerization; calcium ion transport into cytosol
Cellular component (GO): membrane
Molecular function (GO): calcium channel activity
Source: RefSeq, a predicted model, not a curated record
GUACAGCUGAUGGCCGGGAGAGGGGCGGUCUUUCUUUUUCAAAUGAUUUGUUGGUUUAAAGUCUUGUCCUGAUAGCAACUGCUGUCGUGUAGGAGUGCCUUUCAUGAAAAACCAGUUACCGUAACCAAGCUUCCAGGGGUCUGUGGCCUCUCCCGUCGUCGUGCCUUUUUGCACUGAGAGCUUGUGUUAGUACCGGGCUGGGAAUGUGGCACAGUGGGGUUCAGGGCGGCGGGCGCUUAGGGGAGGAGGUUUGCUUGGACGAGAACUUGCUUCUUUUUUGGUUGGAUGAACCCUGUGAGCUUCCUUCUUCCUUUGGGAAACAGCAAUGUUGUGAGGGUUACUUAUAAUAGGCCUUUAUAAGUGAAAGAAAAGUUAAUGAUAUUUGGCACAUGUUUAUGGAGUCCAGUUAGGGUUCAUGUAUUACUCUCUUUUAAAUCAUAACUAUGAACAGAAACGCACUUCUGGCUUUCUAAUAGCUCACUAAAAGUAACAAUUGUCAUGCCUUGCACACAGUAUGAAAGUCACUAUCGCUGCAUGUUCAAGAGCAGGGUGUGAGGUAAGUGUAUUUGUCAUGUGGACAUAAUUCCAGCUGCCCAGUGGGACCAGCUUUGGCUUCAAUGCAGGAUUGCAAAUCUCAAAUGCAGCUGUGUGAACUAACAGUAGUAAAUAACCUCCCAGCAAGCAGCCAGGGGUAGGGGGUCGGUCUGCUUUGCAAGGAAUUUUGGUCAUUACAUUAGAUUCCUAGAACAAAAACCAUUUAUGGAAAAUCACUAGACAAAAUACUGUGCCCAUUUAUCAACUUUUUCUUAUAAUUAUAUGUAUUUACCUAUUAGUUAAUUGUUAAUUAUUGCAUAUUAUUUUUUUCUGAUUAACUAGAAAAGUGAAUUUCUGUAAUCACACAGUAAAUCUCCAGUUCACCUCUGCUGAACAUCUUAUGCCUGACUCGUUCUCACCAAAGGAGGUGUGUUUUGAAACUGAGAUUACAAAAACAAAGUAAUAAGAAUAGAUCCUACCUCCUUACUUAUUUUUUUUAUUGUGUUGUUGAUGUGUUCUUACUUGUAGGCAUUUGUUCCUCAGACUGAGGUGAGAUUUUUUCCUCUCUGUUAUGACACUAUUUUUCUAUCCACUCAAGAAAUACAGCCUAUUUUUUUGGCAGAGGUUUUUAAAAUUUAUUGUUUUCAUAUUACAUAAUUUAAAGUUUUGUUUAGCUGUGAGUGCAUAGCAGCAGAAUAAUUUUACAUGGAAUCCACCCUGCUUUGUGCUUCCCAAAAUAGCUCAUUGUUUUAAUUUAUAGGAAUAAGAAACGCUAAACUGCUUUGUGAAAUGAAAAUAGUUUUAUGGACUCUGUUAACAGGAACUUUAAACAGAACAGAACAAAGUCCUUCUACAAAGGAAGGCCAUGCUAGACUGAUGGCAUGGCCAAAAAAAAAGAAAUAAUUGUGCUCUAGGAACAUUUUUUAUAACUGGUGUAAAAACUGUUAUUCCAAUUAAAAGUUUGCUGUAAACCAAAUAAUAGUGGAAGACUGCAAUGUGCAAAAUUAGGCAAUCUGAAGGAAGAAUUGUAUGAGUGGGAGAUAUGAAGAAUUUUAUCUGAGAGAAAUUAGUUUACUAUUCUGAAGAACAUGAUAAGAUCUAAACAUGAAGUUUUAUAGUAGCAGAUACUUCAUCAGCGCUUUUCCUGUGUGAGUUUGCUUAGUAAGUUUUUCUCUUUUCAUACACUUCUGCUUUAUAUCCAGUGAGUGAGAUACAAAAAGUGUAAGCCACAGGAGUUCUGUGUACUUCAGGGAAGUAAUGUUAUUUUAUAUCAUCUUAGGAAGCUCUUUAUGAGAACAGGAAAAGGAAAAAGCUGCAUAGCCUCUCUCCCUGUUGCAGUUCCUCCGAAGCAUCUGUAAGAGGAAAAGAUGUAGUUUAAUUUCAUUUUGACUAUGUAAAUAGUUCCUUUUCCAAUAAAGCAGAAGAAACAAGGAAAAAAGGAAACAUGGAUGUCUCUGCCUGCGUUGUUGCAGUACAGCCACAGUCCUAUACUUUGACAGAACCUAUCAGUCUCUACUGAUGCUUUCCUGUGGUUCCUUCUUAGUGAUUCCAUGGUUUGGGGGGGGUGCUCUGGAAAGAAAAGGGAAUGAAAGGGGACAGAAUUAUAAAACCUAUGGCCUGUAGCUCUCUCAAACAUAAGCUUGUCUAACACUGUCUCUUUUGUUGCUAUCAGGUUAAUAAAUGCAAAAGUGCAGAAGACAGGAAGAGAGGGAGGCAAUGAACAGGUUCCUGACACACGUUCCCCUGAAUGUUUGCACAGUGUUGUUUUUACCAGGUGUCCUGGUGUCCUAAUAAAAGACUGAGACACUGCAAAGAACAAAAGAAAUUCUUUCAGACAGCAUCAUGAGUUGGUGAAAUAAUGUGUAUUUCUGGGUAAGCUAUGCAUCCCAGUGGAACCUCCGUGAGUAAGAAAAUGGCUGCUUUCCAUGGCAAAACAUUAUUUAUAAUCUGAAUCUGGACAUAAAGGUGAGAAUGUAAUGGAGAUUCAAGAGCAGUGAUUAUGUGAUGAGGCUGAUGAGAGCUUAGCAAAGUAGCUACAAAAUAUACAUAAAAGCACCUCUGCUUAGCCUUUUUAAGGAUAUUAUAAGCAUACUGCUGGUAGAGGAAAGAUAGGACAUGGGGGAGAGAAAUCUGUUUUGUUGCUGCUUGAUUCAAAGGUCAGCCUAAGAGAGAGAAUGAGAGACUGAAUGACACUGAACUGGAUUGCUCAGAAACCUCUGAUGUUAGAGAGUUGUGAGGUUGCUGAAAAAGUGGGCAAGUGCAUGUGUGUGGUAAUUUGGUCUAUAUGAGCCUGGAACUUGUGAUAUGUAAAGUAAAAGUAACUGGUUUUCAGCAGGCUCAUGUGACCUGUAUAUUUCCUUUCCUUGGAGAUGGCUACUGAAGGAAUAAACUGUUAAUCCAAAUUGUCCACUUAACUAGGAGACUUUGACCCAUUUCAAGAGCCUGAAUGUAAAUGAGUCUAGGAGAUCCCACCUCUGAAAAAUUUGUUCCCCAGGGAGGAGUGCCCUGUGAAAACUAAACCCAGCAGAGUUUGCAGUGUGUCCAAAAGUGUUACCCAGGUCUGUGGCAGGAACAAAGAGUUUUUAAGUGUGUCCUUUUUUAGAAGGUUUAUCAGCACAGAUUUCAGCUUCACUGGCCUUUGUGCAGUGAAACUAACUUUUAUCCCUGUCUUUAGUCUGCAUCUAGGUCACUAGCCUAGGUGUGUGGUCUGUCCAUCCACACAGCCUGCUGUGUAAGCUAUUCAAGUCAGCUCCCUGUGUUUUGUGUAAAAUGAGUGAAUCUGCCUCUUACUGAUCCAUUAAAGAGAGUGAGGCACCCAAGCCUGAAUUGCACUCCUCUGGAAGCCAUUACUCAAGUGCAGCUGGAGGCUGAACAUGGGAUAAUGGCUGUUGACAAGGUUCAGUCAGCUUUAACUGGGUGUGAGUGGGUCCCUGUACUGGGUUUGCCAGAGAUGGGGGUAAUUUACUUCACAGCAGAUGUGCAGUCACCAAAGAGUGCUGAUAUCACACAGAUGUUUUAGCUACUGCUGAGCAGAGCCUACACAUUGUCCAGGCUUUCUCCAUUUCUCACUCUGCCCCUGCAGUGAGGAGGCUGAGGGUGGGCAAGAGGCUGGGAGGGGACACAGCCAGGACAGCUGAGCCCAGGUGACCAAAAGCAUAUCCUGUACUCUACAACAUCAUGCUCAGCAAAGAGUCUGGGGUGAGUUUUUCAGGGAUUGCCAUUGCUUGGGAACUAGCUGGGUAUUGGUGUAGAUGCUGUUAAGUGAUUGCUUUUGUAUCACUUGUUUUUCUUUUUUUUGUGUUUUGGUUUUUUUCUUUCCCUCUCUCCUGAUUAAACUGUCUUUAUAUUGACACACAAAUUUUCUCACUUUUGUCCUUCCAGUUCUUUCACUCAUCCCAGUGUGGGGAGAGUUAAGGAGCACCUGUUUUGGGACUUAAUUUCCUACUGCUCUUAGUUUCCUCUCUAUGAAAACCUGUCCCUUUUCCUGGUUCUGCCUCCCCUGGGCAGUGUCCUGGCUUUCUGUUUAACCUGUUCCAACCCACAGCUUUUAGUGACUCCUGCUCUGCUGGGGAUUUCUUGGCAGCAAUGAGAGAUUUGCCUGAGUUGAUUUUUUUUUGGAACUGCUGUCAGUUCUUCUACAGCCAAGAACUUUUAUUGCCUCCUCUGCGAAGGAGAUUUAGCCAGCAGAUAAUUCUGCUCCCAGAAACAGGGCCUGAAAAGGCCUGCCUUCUCUGUAAUGUUGAGACAUUUUCUAGGAAAUUGCCAUGGCAAGAAAAAUUGCAUCUCUCCUCUCCUCCUCCUCUCUCUGCAAAGAAUAUCCUAUUAUUUGUGAAAGGUUGCUGCAGCAGUGCUUUGAGGAUAUGUAGUUUACAGAAGAAGUCAACUCUUCACCCAGCAGUCCCCAGUGACCUCCAGAGUGCUUAUUCUCAUGGGUCAGAAGGCUUGGAUAGAGAAGACCUUUUCUAAAAGAGAAUGCAUCUAUAUAAUUGCCAACAACAAAGAUGGUACCAGGUGCUGCUGUGGCCAGCUCAUUAAUCAACACAUUCCACCUCCUCCAAGUAUAACAGCUAAUAAAAAUGAAGAAGAAGCAAAGCAAGUGGAAGCUCAGCCAGAGAAAUGGUCUGUCAGUAAACACACCCAAGCAUACCCAACUGAUGCCUAUGGAAACCUGGAAUUCCAGGGAGGAGGACAUUCAAAUAAGGCCAUGUACAUCCGUGUGUCGUAUGACACUAAGCCAGAUUCCCUGCUGCAUCUCAUGGUGAAAGACUGGCAGCUGGAACUGCCCAAACUCUUAAUCUCUGUCCAUGGAGGCCUCCAGAACUUUGAAAUGCAACCAAAAUUAAAGCAAGUGUUUGGAAAAGGUCUGAUAAAGGCUGCCAUGACCACAGGAGCUUGGAUUUUCACUGGUGGUGUUAGUACAGGUGUCAUUCGUCAUGUGGGAGAUGCCUUGAAAGAUCAUUCUUCCAAAUCCAGAGGACGAAUAUGUGCCAUAGGAAUUGCACCAUGGGGCAUUGUAGAAAACAAGGAGGAUCUAAUAGGAAAAGAUGUAACACGAGUUUACCAAACAAUGUCAAACCCUCUAAGUAAGCUUUCUGUGCUCAACAGUUCCCACACCCACUUCAUUCUGGCAGACAACGGCACAUUAGGUAAAUAUGGAGCUGAAGUAAAGUUACGGCGUCAGUUGGAAAAACACAUUUCCCUCCAGAAAAUUAACACACGACUGGGGCAAGGUGUUCCUGUAGUUGGGCUCAUAGUGGAAGGAGGUCCCAAUGUGAUCUCCAUUGUUUUGGAGUGUCUGCGGGAAGAGCCCCCUCUCCCAGUUGUGAUCUGUGAUGGCAGUGGGCGAGCAUCCGACAUUCUGUCAUUUGCACACAAGUAUUCUGAAGAGGGAGGGAUAAUAAAUGAAUCCCUUAGGGAUCAGCUUCUAGUUACCAUCCAGAAAACCUUUAACUACAACAGGAAUCAAGCUCAUCAGCUGUUCGUCAUUCUUAUGGAGUGCAUGAAAAAAAAAGAACUUAUCACCGUGUUCCGCAUGGGCUCGGAAGGGCAGCAUGACAUUGAGAUGUCCAUCCUAACUGCUCUCCUCAAAGGUACCAAUGCAUCUGCUCCAGAUCAGCUCAGCCUGGCUUUGGCCUGGAAUCGUGUAGACAUUGCACGCAGCCAAAUCUUUGUCUUUGGACACCACUGGCCACCUUUAGGAAGCCUUACAGCUCCUGAUGGUACAGCUCCUGAGAAGGAAAAGAAAUCUCCAGCACCACAGACUAAAGCAGGCAGGGGAAAAGGAAAAGGGAAGAAAAAGGGAGGAAAAGCAAAAGAAGAACCAGAAGAAGAAACAGACCCAAGAAAACUUGAACUCCUGAACUGGGUGAACUCCCUGGAGCAGGCUAUGCUGGAUGCACUGGUCCUGGAUCGAGUGGACUUUGUGAAACUGCUUAUUGAGAAUGGAGUAAACAUGCAGCACUUCCUGACUAUUCCUCGACUGGAGGAACUUUAUAAUACUAGGCUGGGUCCGCCAAAUACACUUCAUUUGCUAGUCAGAGAUGUGAAAAAGGGAAAUCUUCCACCAGAUUAUCAUAUCAGCCUAAUAGAUAUUGGUCUUGUCCUGGAAUAUCUCAUGGGUGGAGCUUACCGCUGCAACUAUACUCGGAAAAGUUUUCGGACUCUUUAUAAUAAUUUAUUUGGACCAAAGAGGCCAAAAGCUCUUAAACUACUGGGGAUGGAGGAUGAUGAGCCUCCCACCAAAGGGAAGAAGAAAAAGAAAAAAAAGGAGGAAGAGAUUGAUAUUGAUGUGGAUGACCCAGAAGUGAGCCGCUUUCAGUACCCCUUUCAUGAGCUGAUGGUGUGGGCUGUGCUCAUGAAACGGCAGAAGAUGGCCCUGUUCCUUUGGCAACGAGGGGAGGAAUCCAUGGCCAAGGCACUUGUGGCUUGUAAACUCUACAAGUCUAUGGCCCAUGAAUCUUCAGAGAGUGAGCUGGUGGAUGACAUCUCUCAGGAUCUGGACAACAACUCAAAAGAUUUUGGCCAGCUGGCUGUUGAACUCUUGGAUCAGUCCUAUAAACACGAUGAGCAGAUUGCCAUGAAACUGCUGACGUAUGAACUGAAAAACUGGAGUAAUUCUACCUGCCUGAAGUUGGCUGUGGCAGCUAAACACAGGGACUUCAUUGCUCACACCUGCAGCCAGAUGCUCCUAACAGACAUGUGGAUGGGGCGACUGCGCAUGCGGAAAAACCCUGGCCUUAAGGUUAUAAUGGGAAUUCUUUUCCCUCCCACCAUCCUUUUCCUAGAGUAUCGGAGUUAUGAUGACUAUUCCUACCAGACAUCAAAAGAAAAUGAGGAAGGAAAAGAAAAAGAGGAGGAAAAUGCGGAUGCAAAUGCAGAUACAGGCUCCCGAAAGGGGGAUGAAGAGAAUGGAAAGAAAAAACAACAGAGCCUUCCAAUUGGAACAAAGAUCUAUGAAUUCUAUAAUGCACCUAUUGUCAAAUUUUGGUUCUACACGAUAUCAUACCUUGGCUACUUGAUGUUAUUUAAUUACAUCAUCUUGGUGCGGAUGGAACGGUGGCCAUCAGUCCAGGAAUGGAUUGUCAUCUCAUACAUUGUGACAUUGGCCUUGGAGAAAGUCAGAGAGAUUCUGAUGUCAGAGCCUGGCAAGCUGAGCCAAAAAAUCAAAGUUUGGCUCCAGGAAUACUGGAAUAUUACUGACUUGGUGGCUAUUUCAGUAUUUAUCAUAGGAGCAAUUCUUCGCCUGCAGAACCAGCCUUACAUGGGUUAUGGAAGAGUGAUUUACUGCGUAGAUAUCAUUUUCUGGUACAUUAGAGUACUAGAUAUCUUUGGUGUGAACAAAUAUCUGGGACCUUACGUCAUGAUGAUUGGAAAGAUGAUGAUUGAUAUGCUGUACUUUGUGGUCAUCAUGCUUGUGGUUCUGAUGAGCUUUGGAGUAGCUCGCCAGGCUAUCCUGCACCCAGAUGAGGAGCCCUCCUGGAGACUGGCUCGCAACAUCUUCUACAUGCCCUACUGGAUGAUCUAUGGAGAGGUGUUCGCUGACCAGAUAGACCGUAAGAGUAGAAUUCAUACUCCUUGUGGGGACAAUCUUUAUGAUGAUGAUGGUAAACGCCUCCCUCCCUGCAUCCCAGGGGCCUGGCUCACUCCUGCUAUUAUGGCCUGUUACCUUUUGGUAGCAAAUAUCCUGUUGGUAAACCUGCUGAUUGCUGUCUUCAACAAUACCUUCUUUGAGGUAAAAUCAAUAUCCAACCAAGUCUGGAAGUUCCAGCGGUACCAGCUGAUCAUGACAUUCCAUGACAGACCUGUCCUGCCACCACCAAUGAUUAUCUUCAGCCACAUCUACAUAAUCAUCAAGCGGAUCUGCUGCCGCUGCAAGAAGGGUGAUGGAGACCAGGAUGAGCGGGACAGGGGACUGAAAUUAUUUCUAAAUGAUGAAGAGCUAAAAAAAUUGUAUGAGUUUGAAGAGCAGUGUGUAGAAGAAUACUUCCAGGAGAAAGAGGAUGAGCAGCAGUCAUCUAAUGAUGAACGCAUCAGAGUUACCUCUGAAAGAGUUGAAAAUAUGUCUAUGAGGCUGGAAGAAGUGAAUGAAAGAGAACAUUUUAUGAAAGCUUCUCUCCAGACAGUCGACCUCCGGCUCUCUCAGCUGGAAGAGCUCUCUGGUCGGAUGGUGAACGCUCUGGAGAAGCUGGCGGGCAUCGACAAAUCCGAGCUGACGUACACACGCUCGCGGGCUUCGUCAGAGUGUGACGCUGCUUAUCUCCUGAGGCAGAGCAGUGUGAAUAGCUCUGAUGGCUACAGCAUGUACAAAUACCACAUCAGUGGCGAUGAGCUGACCUAUGAUGACAGCACCACGCCUAUGUCACCAGCCAUGCGUAAAAAAGCCCACUCUAUUGGUACCAAAGAAGAUGGAGCAGACCCAAGGAUGCUGGUUCCAGAACACCAAAGUGGGCUCCAUACCUCGAGUGCUAAUGCAGUCACUACAGCAGAUCACAGUAAAUCCACAUUAGAAAUUGCACAGAAUGUUUCCAGACCCCAUUCUGGUUCAGGUGGUUUGGGGAGUGAGAAGCAGGGGGUUUUCAGUAGUGAUGGAAUGAUUCCUCAAAGUGUAAACCAGAUGAAUGCUGUUACAAACAGUCAGUCAGUAGCAGGGCCAGAUUUUCAGAACACUCAGUUAAAAGUAGAACGUACCAAGUUGGAAGCAACCAUCUCUUAUCCCUUGGACAAAUCCAAAGCAAUGCGCUAUUUUCCUCCUGAAACUUUCAGUGCAUGUCAAACCACAAUGAUGAAGUCAAGGAGCUUUAUAUUUGCACAAGGUGGAAAGCUGGUUGGAGGAGUUAACAACUGGACCUCGGAAUACAGUACCAUUAUGGAUCAGGUGUGCCCUUCUACAAUUGAACAGUGGGCCACUGAGUGGAAAUACGAAGUUGAGCAGCAGCUUUCUCAAGAGCGUCCUCCAGAAUACCCCGGGCUGAUCUCUGAAGCAGAAAGGCAAGCAGAGGAGAAGCAGAUGGACACAGAUGAUGAUAGUAAUGUUGCUGAAGCAGGUAUGAGUGCCUCUUACACCUCUAUGCCUGCCACUGUCAAGGCUGAGAAGGAGAAUUUACUGUCAGUAAAGCCAGAAAGGACUUCUGGGUUCCCAUCAGUACGCUCCAAGAGCUUGCACAGCCAUUCCCGGAAAGCCAAGUCUGUGAAGGACAAAUUAAAUAGACCAGGACAUGCCAGCAGUGUAACUAAUUUGGUGGUAGCAUUUGGCAGUGCAACAGAGGAACAGAAAACCAGGCAAGAAAAUGCAUCCACAGAAACUGAAUGUUAAAGUGGCUUAUGGCCCCUGUUUUACCAAUAGUCGAGAAAGCAGAGUGACUAAUUGAACAAAUUAGCCAUUUUAAAAUCAAUUUCUAAAGAAGAAUUUUGAAUAUAUAUAUUUAUUUUAAACUUAAUAGAUACAUGUUCUGUUCUUAAAUAAAUGCUUGCUGGGUUGGGUGAAAGGGAGAUGUUCUCUCAGGGGCAGAUAAAGAGUAGGUACGGUUCACAGAUGCCGACCAUAUAGCUCUUCCUUUAUUCCAUUUCAGCCUCCCUCAUAAGCUCAUUUACUAACAAGCUCUUUAUAAAAGCUCUUAGAGGAAGAGCAAUAUUAUAAUGUAAUAAGGUUAUCAGAAGAUUUCUCAAACAGAACAAUUUUUAACCAGCCUUAGUUCUAUCUUUACUUAUGCAGCUGGUUUCUUUGUGGCCAUGGUGUUUUUCAGAUCAAAACAAAAUUGUUGGAGGCAAGGAAAAAUUAUGCAGUCCCCUCUUUCACUUCUGAUUUCAUGCAUGCUGCUUAGCUUCUCUUUCAGAAUGGCAUGACAUAGCAGUUUUCAUCCACUAAAAUAGGUCAGAGUGGUAAAAUACAGUUGUGUUUGGAGAAAGCUGACCUGGAAAGCCAUGUGCAGACAUAUUCUUAAUCUGUCCUUGAACUUCAGUGGCAUCAUUUUGCUUUCAGGAUCACAUCUCUCCCCAACCCAAAGCAUGCUGAGCGCCUUAAACUGUUGAAAAACAGU